Aspergillus calidoustus is the source of this 642-nucleotide messenger RNA. The record is from the annotation of a GenBank genome assembly. NCBI's taxonomy places the organism in Eukaryota, Fungi, Ascomycota, Eurotiomycetes, Eurotiales, Aspergillaceae.
CUCUAAGUCAAAUGUUUUGCAAGUCUAUAUCCUAUCUCAAAAAACGUUUUAUCAUCUUAUUCGAUUGACCAUCUCAAGACUCUGCUCCUUGGAUGAUUGCGAAUAUUAUAAAAUCGUCCAACUCCUCUCAUAAAUAAGCCAACAUACUUGAUAGCUCCUAUCUAUUCUAUUACCAUCUUCUACCAUAUACGCAAUUAGGAAGCCGUCUACUUUUUGCCGCGCAAGAUGAAGAUCACCGGCCUCCUCACCACACUUGCAGCUCUAGCUCCCGCUCUUACUGAAGCAUAUGCCACUGAUAUCUACUCUGCCUGCCAAGCGCCCCGAAACGGCUUCAAGAAAGUUGGAAACGGGUGCACAUGGGUCCUGGGCUAUUCGGAUUCGAGUAAAAUAAAGGACGGCACCUGCUGGUCGGGCAGCGCCAUUGGCAACGGUCUCUACUGCUCACCCCAGCCCCUUUAGACGAGACCUAGACUGAGGUGCAUGCGAAGGCAUGUGUUGUUGAAGGUACUGGCGGACGCCGGGGAUCUCAGGUUUAGUCUCUACGGGAAUCUCAGCUGGUCAUCUGUUUCAAUUGUGGUUCUCGGUUGCGCUUUCGCUCUGCACCGUAUGUAGACAUGUUACCGAUAAUCAAGUUACUACCAA